Molecule: messenger RNA, 5189 nt
Organism: Mus caroli (Ryukyu mouse)
Lineage: Eukaryota; Metazoa; Chordata; Mammalia; Rodentia; Muridae
Gene: Tmem64
Product: transmembrane protein 64
Biological process (GO): positive regulation of bone resorption; regulation of cytosolic calcium ion concentration; positive regulation of osteoclast differentiation
Cellular component (GO): endoplasmic reticulum
Source: RefSeq, a predicted model, not a curated record
GACCGACUCCCGGCGGGACCGCGUCUCGACCGCCUCUGCCGCCCUUCUCCGGCCGUUCCCUCCCCGCGAGCGGACGCAGGGAGCCGAGGCCUGGCGUGCGGGGUGCCAUGGAAGGCCGCAGGCGGGGCGACGCGGCGGGAGUGGAGACACUGGCCGGCUGAGGCCGAGGCAUGCGGAGCCCCGGUGGGAGCCUGCCCCACACGCUGCCCCGGGCCUUGCAGCACGCCGGUCGGACGGGCGUCGUGGAGCAGCCGGGCCGCUGGGCACCGGAGCGGACAGCGGGAGGGGACCGCUCGGAGGACCGCCUUCCCCGCGGGGGCGGGGCCAGCGCGGCGGCGGCGGCUGCUGCGGCGGCGGCCUCGGGCGCCCUGCUCGGCGCCUAUCUGGAGCGCCACGGUCUGCCCGCGGCCUCGGACUUGCCGGCGCCGGCCGGGGCGUUGGCAGGCGGCCCCGGGAGCGGCGGCGGCGUGGUGGUCGGGGUGGCCGAGGUGAGAAACUGGCGCUGCUGCUGCCUCGGCAGCACCUGUUGGUGCCGGAGCCUCGUGCUGGUGUGCGUGCUGGCCGCCCUGUGCUUCGCUUCCCUGGCCCUGGUCCGCCGCUACCUGCAGCACCUCCUGCUCUGGGUGGAGAGCCUCGACUCGCUGCUCGGUGUCCUGCUCUUCGUCGUGGGCUUCAUCGUGGUCUCCUUCCCCUGCGGUUGGGGCUACAUCGUGCUUAAUGUGGCGGCCGGCUACCUGUACGGCUUCGUGCUAGGCAUGGGGCUCAUGGUGGUGGGCGUCCUCAUUGGCACCUUUAUCGCUCAUGUGGUCUGCAAGCGGCUACUCACCGCCUGGGUGGCUGCCAGGAUCCAGAACAGCGACAAGCUGAGCGCCGUUAUCCGCGUCGUGGAGGGAGGAAGCGGCCUGAAGGUGGUGGCGCUGGCCCGGCUGACUCCCAUACCUUUUGGGCUUCAGAAUGCAGUGUUUUCGAUUACUGAUCUCUCCUUACCCAACUAUCUGAUGGCGUCUUCAGUUGGACUGCUACCGACUCAGCUUCUGAAUUCUUACUUGGGUACCACACUACGGACUAUGGAAGAUGUCAUCGCAGAACAAAGUGUUAGUGGAUAUUUUGUCUUUUGUUUACAGAUUGUUAUAAGCAUUGGCCUCAUGUUUUAUGUAGUCCAUCGCGCUCAAGUGGAAUUGAAUGCAGCUAUUGUAGCUUGUGAGAUGGAACUGAAAACCUCUCUGGUUAAAGGCAAUCAAUCGGAUCCCAGUGGCUCUUCCUUCUACAACAAGAGGACCCUCACGUUUUCUGGAGGUGGAAUCAAUAUUGUAUGAUUCUUACAAACUGUGAUUGUUGAGAGCCUAAUGCGCUGUCCAGGCCUAGCAGUCACUUACCUGAUGGCAGAGACAAGUGCUGUUGUAUUAUGGCACAAACAAAACUGACUAGUUUUUAAAUUGCACAAUUUUCUAAAAGCAAGAAUCAUUUUUUGGGUCUGUCAAUGUAAAUGUAGAUGCAGCUCUAGCUGCCCCUUGUUAUACCUGUAAUGGCCUAUAGGUGUGCACUUUAGUGUUUUUGAAUUAUUUUAUUGCUGGGACUUAUGAACAGAAAAAUAACCCAAAUAUUUUCUUUCUGUUUAGUAUCUUUAUUUAUAAAGCCCAUGAAUAGUUGUGUGCAUCUGUCUUUAAAGAUGAGUAAAAGUAUAGAGUUCUCAAUGGAUCUUGUUGGAUGUUCUUUGCUUAGGCAUUCUCUCCAGAAGGGUAAACUGUUUUGUUUAUUGUUCACUUGUUUGCUUCAAGCAGAAAAACUCUGCUUAAUUUUCCUUGCUUGUAAGAAAAUAGCUAUAUUUCAGUUGAAUGUAUGUUAAUGUUAUCCAGCAUUAUGUCACUGUGGGUCAUUUACACCUUGCGGUACAAGUGUAAAUCCUACAUUGUGGGACUGAAGUGCUCUUAAGACCCCUUUUAUUUUCACUGUGUAAUAUGCAAAGUGAAAGGGACAUUAUUUAGCGGGUGGCUCACAAGUGGAGCCUGCAUUCUUAUUCGAUUAUAUUGGUUUCACCCAUUAGGCCUCAUCCAAGGGCUGUCCGAUAGCACUCUUACCAAACCAUUUCCCCCUUUUAUAUUCAUAAUUAGGCUUUGAAAUAAACUUAUUGUUCCUAUAAAAUGGUGGGCUUACCAUCUCUGACGUCAUUCAGGUGGCCUUGUUUAGUCAAAACGCCUUGUUAAAAAGAAACAAGCUUUAAAAUCAUGUUUAUAGUUUCAGUAAAAAUAUAUAUAUAUAUAUAUGUCCCCAUAGCUUUCAGCUUUAAAACUAUAAGCAUUAACAAAAAUCCCACAUUCAUGCUGUCUGCUGCAUUAUUGCUGUUUUGUUUGGGGCUUUGAUGUUCCUUUUCCCUGACAAGACUCAGGAAUUCUGAAAUGUGAAAUUGUCUCAAUCCUUUAUCUUGUAGCAUGUGUGUUUGCUAACAGCACUUAGGACUUAGCAUACAGUAAUCCAACAUGAUUUGUAUGGCGUGCACUCAUUUAUCAGCUUUAUUUUUAAAAUAGUUUAAUUGCAAACUUAAUGAUGAGUUAAUUUUGUUGCAAAUGAGACUGUAGUUGAUAAGGUAACGUUUUCUGUUAAGGACUUCACUUUUCUAUGACUGUUCCAACCUAUCAGAGCUCUCUCUGCUGCCUUUCGCUGGCAGUAAAACCUUUGCCCUGGGUACUGCUGACAUCUAGAGAAAUCCUGCGCAAGCAGAUUUUUCUAGUCUUAACACCAGAGAAGAAUUUGAUUGUGUUCACACACAAGGUUUUUGCCCAGUUCAGGUGGUUUUCCUUCCCCUGCUGAUGCAUAAAUCCCUCUGCCUCUGAGUAGCAGUAGAAGACCAGAGUAACUGUGACGAAAGGCAGCUAGCUGGUCUACAGUGCAUGCCUGGCCUCCAGACCUUUGUUAUCGGUAGAAAAACAACUAUACAUACCGAGUCCUUACUGUCUGUUUAGUUAAGUUUUAGUUUAACCAUCCCAAUAAAAGAAAUAUUUGAUUUAUUCUUUUUAGUACAACUUGGCAACAUUUUUCUUGUGUCUCUCAUUGGCUAUUUUUUGUUAAAGGAAUCUUUAUUUGAGAUCACUAUUUUCAUGCUUGCUUUACAAUUCAUGUAUUUUGAAGUGCAUUAUAUUUACUUAGCAUUUGUAACUUGAACGACUUCACCAAAUGAGUACCUUUUGGUAAUUUGUAAUAACUUCUUCCAAAUGUUAACACGUUCCCUGGUAAUUGUAUUACAUAUGUAAAGACAAAAGAAAUAAUUUUCUGUAUUCUGCCAAUCAUAAUUUUAUAUAAUAAAUCAUCAACUUUUAUAAUAGUAUGGAUUGACAAUUUCUAAAGUACUAAUGUAGCAAUGUUUUUCCUUUCUUUAGUCUUCCCAAGGAACCAGUAAACAGCAGUUCAUUAUUGCCAUGUCAUUUGAUAGGUGCAUCUGGUGGCUGGUGGCUGGGCUAUAUUUAUAUUCACUGUAAUCUGUGCAGCAGAGCUGUAUCUUGUUCACUGUCUCUAGUCCUGUACCCUGGGCUUACAGCAGCAGAAGUUCUCAAGCAGUGCUCUGGACACAUAUUGCCUCCAGCCAUAUGUAUUCAAGAAAUGCAUAUUCAUAGAAAUGAAAUAUGGUGUCCUUACAUUGGUUAACUACAGUCUAAAGUUGCUUUAUAUUCAUUUAGAGUCCACCUAGUUUUCAAUCUGGUUAAAGUUUUGGUCUAUUUUUCCUAAGAUUGCCACUUUGACAAGUUUGCAUUACCUCUUUUUUAAAACUGUGUUUAUAUUUACUGUGCUCUUAUGUCAUUUUUAUUUGAUCAUCUGAUUUGUGAAUAAUUGAAAUCUGUACUCUUGGUGAAAAAUCAUGUUAUCAAGUCUCUGUUGUUGGAAUGUUCAUUUUCAGUUUAUAUUCAGAAGUGAAUGGAUAUUUUCAGAGUCAGCCAUACUCACCCUUGAAGCACUGUAACCAGCUGCUAGUGUCCCACAAUUGGCUUUCCCCAAUGCCCAUACAGUGUCCCCUUGGGGAAACUGUGGAGUUCAGUUUGUUUGCCCUCACUGUAGGCGCACACAGCAUCACACCUGUUAACCCGUGGUGGUGAUUUGGACUCUUCCUGGGGAAGUUACAUGACUUACAUUGUUGUCUGUGAGGCUGAUCUUUCCAGUUCUUGAAAGCUGCUGGGUGUGUGCCACAUUGGUGCAAAUAGAUCCUUCCUGUGUGGCAGAUGAGUGCCAUUCACAGAAAAGGAGAAUUGAAGAGAAAAAGAGGUUUAUUGUGAAGCCAGAUAACUGUAACUGGGUUGGUGGCCUUGGUGCUGAGAUUAUGUUGCAGCUGAAGGCUACUCCCAGGCUCGGAAUGAUCCAUGUAAUAUUUAUUGUCUGGACCCUCAGAUUAGAUGUUUCUGGUUUCUUUUUUAAUAAGGUAUUUAGGAUAUAUAUUUUUAAAGUUCAUUGCUUUAAGCUGAAAAGCCAUUUAAAUGGAGGAGAGGGAUUGCUCUUGUAGGCUAUUUAAAACUCAGGAGUUCAAAUAAACUCACAAAUUGAACAGACACUGUUGACUUUGCAACUAAAUUAUGACCUGGUAUGUCUGAGCUGCACAGUGAUUGCUGCAGACUGUUCUCAGAGGUGGCUGGGAUUUACAGUACCGAAUUCUAACAGCAAAGCAGUUACAAUGUCUUGAAAAUUGGUGUCCCAAAUCACUCGUGUGCCUAAGAAAAUAAAAGGAAAUAUUUUAUUUUUCUUCUCUCUUCUCUUUCUUUCCCAUGGUUGUAAAGAUGUAUUCAUGGGAGGGAACAGUUCCGGGGGAAGGGAGGAAGAAUGCUGCUCACUGUUGAUGCUGAUGCUUGCGCUCUCGAUGCCAUGUCAGGUGUUAGGACUGUAGAGGAGAGGCUGUGGACAGGCGAUUCUCAUUUCUUAUGUUAGCAUUUGCUCCUCAGCUCCUGUGUCAUAAAAUGCCAUCUGUUAAACACAGGCAUUAGAUGUUUGAUGCUUUUUCAUAAAAUGGAAACCUUUUCCCAAUCUAAUUCUCUGUACCUAGUUUCUCUGAUGUUUGCCUUGAAAGCACAUUACAGCUACCAGAAAUGAUUCUUCUCAGCAUCCAGAGUGAUGUUUGCCUGUGUUACCUUUUACCUGAUCCAAUGCUGUUUUUCAUCUUUUGCUGUCAAAACUGCAUGCUAAAUACACAAAAUAAAGGGUUCACAAGGGAA